UUCAGAUACUAAACCUGUUGUCUCAGACCAGCAGUGGAACUGUAUACAGCUACAUUCCUGAAGUCAUUCAACGGGAUCAGUGCAGCUUGGUGCUGGUGCAUAGGACAGAGGGAUCUCUGUAUACCCUGUACACCGAAUACAGAUAUUUUAAAGCAAGAACACAAAGAAUUGUGCAUUAUUGUGCAUAAUAUAUGCAUAAGAUGGACACAAUAAAACAGGAAAAUUAUGCUCUUCUAAAUGAUGAAUCUGACUUAGAAGACUUUUAUAAAAGUGAUUCUACAGAUAAUAAGCCUCAUGGGAAAACAAAUAUGAGAAGUAAAAGGACAUGGAUGCAACCACAGUGGGCAUGCCAGACAAUUUUUAUAAUGGUCCUGGUGUUGUCACAAGUUGCCUUAUGUGUCUUUGUACUCACACAAAACAUGGACAGGAAAGCCUCUGACAUGGAGAAAACCACAUUGCCGACCAACAGAUUUGAUAUGAACAUUAAUAAAAGCAGCCUGAAACUUGAGAAUGGAACCCAGUUGAGUGUGAAACCAAAGAUGGAACAUUUACAGCCUGAAUUUCCUAACAUGGAUCCAGACGUUCUGAAAAGGGUUCAUUCACUGGAGACUAAUAUUAAAUCACUAAAAAAGGCUGUUUCCAGUCAAGGAGAGGAAAUAAAAACUCUACUAUCUAACCAACAAGCUCAAGGACAAAAGGGUUUGGAACUAGUUUUCUCACAAAUUGCGCAGCUCAGAGAUGAUAUCUACUUUAUCGAAAAUAAUUUAAACCGAACAAAGGAAGAACGUUUUGGUGAAGCAACUAUUAAACCAACAAGAAGAGUCAUAGGUCAGGCAUUGACAGAGAGCCUUUUGACUGCAUCACAGAUUUCAGAUUUUACAAAAAAGACAGAGACCACUGUGCAGCCAGUUACCAAGUGGAAAGACAAUCCUGAAGAACUGGAUCACAUAUCAGUGUCGUUCCUCAAAAGUCGAGCAGAUUUUCAGGUAUUUUUCUAUGGUGCUGACAAAGAUGCAGAUGGAUAUCUCACAUAUGACGAAAUAAAAAAUGUCCUGGCAGAAGAGGUUCCAAGAGAGGAUUUGCUACAACAUUUUGAUAGUGACCAUGACAGACUGUAUUCCUACACAGAACUCAUAGGAACAUUCUUUCUGAAAGAUUAAAAGAAGAUGAAGCAAAUAGAAGGAAGAAAACACAAGAAGAUGUAGUCAGAAAAAGGCUGCAUACAAUUCUCAAAACUGAUAUUGCUGUUACUGUAAACAAAAUGUAGGUGUCUUUAUUUUUAAAUGAAACAAAUAGCGAACAUUUUACAUGUAGUCUAUGUAAAAAGUUUACAACAAAUAUUAGAAUAAAUUAGUUGUUUUCUAGUUUUUGAUUUCAAUAAAUGUACAACAUUACCCUUCAGUUUUAAUGUUGGUAUUUUAUUCUUGGAUAAUGGUGGUUGUCUUACAGUUCAAUUAAUGUACAAAUUGCCUUGCAAACUUUUACAGCUUGAAAAAUAAGUAUCUGCCUUGUACUUUAUGCUGGUAAAAAUAAAUAACAAUUUAAUUGGAAUAUAACUUUA
Rana temporaria (common frog) is the source of this 1561-nucleotide messenger RNA. Its product is annotated as EF-hand calcium-binding domain-containing protein 14-like. Gene Ontology annotation, molecular function: calcium ion binding. Lineage: Eukaryota; Metazoa; Chordata; Amphibia; Anura; Ranidae. The coding region runs from base 192 to 1160 and encodes 322 amino acids. The transcript is spliced from 9 exons. The record is from RefSeq and is a predicted model, not a curated record.